AUGCCCAAAGAACGCAACAUCAACCCAGUCGCAGCCCAGCACAAAGCAGACAAAAAACAAGCCCUCAAAAAGUCAAAAGCAAACGUCCAAGCGCAAAGAAAUGAAAAACUGGCUCGCCGUAACCCAGAACGUCUUCAACGACAAAUAGACGACCUCAAGUCCUUGGCCACGACCCAGCAGCUACGACCAAAAGAUCAAGCCACCCUAGAACAACUCGAGAAAGACUUGCGCGCCGUGAGAAAAGCAAGGGAUAUUUUGGGCGACAAGGCACCUGGAUUCAGACCGAGGAGAGAAGACCGGGAAGGAGGUCAAGGACAAGAGGGCAGAAAGAGAAGGAGACAAGAUGAAGAUGGAGACGAGACAGACGAGGAUGUAAGGAAGAUUCCUAUGCCGAGGGAUACACCGCCGCCCAUUCCACGCAGAAACCAACCACAUCAAUUGCCAAACAAACCUGCUGCUGCGACACCAAUAGUAGCGCAAACGACAUACAGCUCUGCGCCUGUACUGCGCAACCUCAAGGAAGAGGCCAAAAGGUUCGUACCUGCUGCUGUGGCGCAAAAUAUUGCAAGACAAAAGGGUCAAGGUGGACGAUUGCUGGAGCCUGAAGAAGCGGAUAAGCUCGAGAAGGCCGGCUAUAACGACGCGCGCAAAAUUGCGGACGAGAUGGAGAAGGAGGCUGAGUUUGAGAUGAUGACUCGACAGGAGAACGCAGGACAAGCAGCUGAGAAGGCUUUGAGACAAGUCGAGAUUGAAGAGGUUGAGGACGAAGGCAUCUGA
Messenger RNA from Aureobasidium melanogenum CBS 110374, 777 nucleotides. RefSeq lists its product as uncharacterized. The record is from RefSeq and is a predicted model, not a curated record. Gene Ontology annotation, biological process: RNA processing. The transcript has a single exon. Bases 1 to 777 code for a protein of 258 amino acids. NCBI's taxonomy places the organism in Eukaryota, Fungi, Ascomycota, Dothideomycetes, Dothideales, Saccotheciaceae.